UCCAGGACGCCGGAAGUAGGGUGCGAGUGUGCGCGGCGCGCUGUCAGGGCUCUGGACCGGCUCGAGCUGGCACGUGGGGCACCGGGCUCCACGGACUCCCGCGACAGGAGGGUACCAUGGACGACCAGGAGCUAAUCGAAUACUUCAAGUCUCAGAUGAAGGAGGACCCUGACGUGGCCUCAGCCGUGGCGGCCAUCCGCACCUUGCUGGAGUUCCUCAAGAGAGACAGAGGGGAGACAAUCCAGGGCCUGAGGGCCAAUCUCACGAGCGCCAUAGAGACCCUGUGUGGUGUGGACUCCUCGGUGGCCGUGUCCUCCGGCGGGGAGCUCUUCCUUCGCUUCAUCAGCCUCACCUCCCUGGAGUACUCUGAUUACUCCAAGUGUAAGAAGAUCAUGAUUGAGCGGGGAGAGCUCUUCCUCAGGAGAAUAUCACUGUCACGGAGCAAGAUCGCAGAGCUGUGCCACACCUUCAUCAAGGACGGGGCGCGAAUCCUGACCCACGCCUACUCCAGGGUGGUGCUGCGGGUCCUGGAGGCAGCCGUGGCAGCCAAGAAGCGCUUCAGUGUCUACAUCACAGAGUCUCAGCCGGACUUGUCAGGGCAAAAAAUGGCCAAAGCCCUGUGCCACCUCAAUGUCCCUGUCACCGUGGUGCUGGACGCUGCUGUUGGCUAUAUCAUGGAGAAGGUGGAUCUUGUCCUCGUUGGUGCUGAAGGAGUCGUUGAAAACGGAGGGAUCAUCAACAAGAUUGGAACCAAUCAGAUGGCCGUGUGCGCCAAGUCACAGAACAAGCCAUGUUACGUGGUUGCAGAAAGUUUCAAGUUUGUGCGGCUCUUUCCCCUCAACCAGCAGGACGUGCCGGACCAGUUUAAGUAUAAGGCCGACACGCUGCUCAAGUCCAUGGAGACGGGAGGUGACCUCCGAGAGGAGCACCCGUGGGUGGACUACACGCCGCCUGCCCUCAUCACACUGCUGUUCACGGACCUGGGCGUGCUAACACCAUCAGCUGUCAGCGACGAACUCAUCAAGCUGUACCUCUGACCUCUGACCUCCAUCCUGCCAACACUGCGUGGCCACAGCGGCCCUGGACCCGCGUGAGCCAGCUGAAACAGAACUGUUUCUUAGUGAAGAUGUAUGUACUAAAACUUUAAGUUAAAUCUGGAUCGUCUUUUUCGCUCACCUCACCUGAGAUGCGUUCACAGCUCUGAACCCAGCUGUGCUCACGGCUUCCAGAAGUUCAUCCAAGGCACUCGGUGAGCAGGGCAGCUGGCCCAAAGCAAGCAGAAACAGCCAGGCCAGAAAGCAGGUGUUCUAGGGACAGCCAGGCCUCUGCAUGAAGUGACCACUGCCAGCCACAACGCACACACAGUGCCUUGGGGGAAGGCAGGCAGCGCACGGAGGGCGACCUGCCUCGUCCAGUGGGGGAACCUGCGGGGGGAGGCUGGGACGGCAGCACUCCCUCAUGGCCUAAAAGCCCUGCACGCAGG
Messenger RNA from Ochotona princeps (American pika), 1483 nucleotides. RefSeq names its product eukaryotic translation initiation factor 2B subunit alpha (gene EIF2B1). Gene Ontology annotation, cellular component: eukaryotic translation initiation factor 2B complex. The record is from RefSeq and is a predicted model, not a curated record. The transcript is spliced from 9 exons. Gene Ontology annotation, biological process: translational initiation. Gene Ontology annotation, molecular function: translation initiation factor activity; guanyl-nucleotide exchange factor activity. NCBI's taxonomy places the organism in Eukaryota, Metazoa, Chordata, Mammalia, Lagomorpha, Ochotonidae. The coding region runs from base 117 to 1037 and encodes 306 amino acids.